ACAGAGGCUGAGAGUGACAGACAGACAGAGGCUGAGAGUGACAGACAGACAGACAGACAGGGAAGCGGCAGUGAGAGACAGUCAUCAUUCUGAGGAGGAUCAGCAUGGCUACACAGUAACAGUCUGACUCCCCGGCACAGUCAUGGCUCCCAGAAUUCUAUUCCUUGGCCUUCUCUGGAUGUCCCUGGGGGCUCUGGCAGAAAGCGUCCACCUCGAGCCUGACCAGAGUGUGAGGGUCCCGGACGGCUGGCGCCACGUGGAGCGCGUGGACGGGAGUGAGGAUGUUAUCCUGACUUUUGCACUGAAGCAGCAGCGUGUGGACAAGCUGAAGAACCUGGUGGAUCAGGUGUCAGACCCGAGGUCUCAGCAGUACGGUCAUUAUCUGUCCCUGGCGGAGCUGAGUGAUCUCGUGGGGCCAUCGGAGGAGACUCUCGGCACCGUUAGGAACUGGCUGGAGAAACAUGGAAUCUGGGACUGCCUCACUGUCCUGACCGGAGACUUCCUACAAUGCCGGACACAGGCCAGGAAUGCAGAGAAAUUACUUCCUGGAGCCCAGUUUCAUCGCUAUGUGAAGGGGGACUUGAGUGUGGUGAGAUCAGGAACCCCCUAUUCUGUCAGCCCACAGGUUGCACCACAUAUAGAUUUUGUUGGAGGUCUGCAUCGCUUUCCGUCACACAGAAAAGUCCUAAACAGCACGGCAGCCGCGGGGUUCCACCUGGGAGUCACCCCGACCGUCCUGCGCCAGAGAUACAACCUGUCCGCCAGUGACAUUGGAAGACACCCCAAUAACAGCCAGGGGUGCGCGCAGUUUCUGGAGCAGUAUUUCCACCCCGCAGAUCUCUCGGAAUUCAUGUAUCUUUUCGGGAGAGGUUUUUCGCAUCACUCGGAGGUGGAUCAUGUGGUUGGGGAGCAGGGAGGAGGCCGAGCUGGUCUGGAAGCCAGUCUGGAUGUGGAGUAUAUCAUGAGCACUGGAGCCAACAUCUCUACAUGGGUCUUCAGCAACCCAGGACGCCAUGAGUCUCAGGAGCCGUUCCUGCAGUGGAUGAUACUGCUGAGUAACAUGUCCUCUGUGCCCUGGGUCCACACCAUCAGUUACGGAGACGACGAGGACACUUUAUCUGUGGCUUUCAUGCAGAGGAUCAACGUAGAGUUCCUGAAAGCUGCGAGUCGGGGACUCACAAUCCUCUUCGCUUCAGGUGAUGAUGGCGCAGGGUGCAGAGAAGUCGUAAAAGCUAAAAACGUAUUUCGACCAAGCUUCCCUGCCUCCAGUCCUUAUGUGACCACAGUGGGUGGAACUUCCUUUAAGAACCCGUUUCAGGUGACCCGCGAAGUGACUGAUUACAUCAGCGGUGGUGGAUUCAGCAAUGUCUUCCCCAUGCCGCAGUAUCAGGUCUCUGCUGUGUCGAAAUAUCUACAGUCCACGGAGAAAUUGCCACCAGAGAGUUAUUAUAAUCGCAGCGGCCGAGCGUAUCCGGAUGUGGCUGCUCUCUCUGAUAACUACUGGGUGGUGAUAAACCGCGUACCCGUCCCGUGGGUCUCCGGCACAUCGGCCUCCACACCAGUGUUUGGGGGGAUAAUAGCCCUAAUUAAUGACCAUCGGCUACAGAAAGGGCUCCCCACCUUGGGCUUCCUGAACCCAGCCCUGUACGCCUUGAAAGGAGACGGCCUUUCUGAUGUCACUGAAGGCUGUCACUUGUCCUGUAUCGACGACAUUGUUUUAGGGCAGGGCUUCUGUGCAACUCCAAGCUGGGACCCUGUGACCGGCUGGGGUACCCCAAACUUCCCCGAGCUGCUGAAAGCCCUGUUACGCUGAUACUCAAAGAUACCUUCUGUAUCUGUUUGCCUUAAAUGUCGUUAUUCAUGCUGAUGAUUUAAUUACACCCCUGCUAUCGAGAAGAUACCCCUGUGGGACAUCCGCCUCUCCAGUUAAUAGCCAGUGACUCCUUUGUACAGCUGCCCUUAACACUUGGCUACCAUCCUCCUUUGUGCACGUUUUGUAACG
Spea bombifrons (plains spadefoot toad) is the source of this 2002-nucleotide messenger RNA. It is a transcript of the gene TPP1, whose product is annotated as tripeptidyl peptidase 1. The transcript is spliced from 13 exons. The record is from RefSeq and is a predicted model, not a curated record. The coding region runs from base 143 to 1813 and encodes 556 amino acids. Gene Ontology annotation, biological process: proteolysis; central nervous system development. Gene Ontology annotation, molecular function: serine-type endopeptidase activity; tripeptidyl-peptidase activity. Lineage: Eukaryota; Metazoa; Chordata; Amphibia; Anura; Pelobatidae.